AUGGUGUUCCGGACCUUUGGGAGGCGUGACGUGAAGAGUGACCAAUGGAACUCCGUUACUAAGCCUCCGCUGUCCGUCAUUCUGACACAGGGCUGCCUCCUACCAGAUUUUACGAAACGCAAGCCUUACCAACGCUGGAUAUUCUGGACGGACGAAUCUCCGAUCAACACAUUCUCUGCUGGUAUUAAAGGACUAGUUACACCCAGUUUUUCGCGUCUGGCUAAUGCCUUUAACUGGUCUAUGUCAUACAGAUCCGACUCCGACAUUCCAGUCCCAUACGGCCGAACGAUCCCUCUUCUGUACCCGAAACUAAACGACAUAACUGACGAAGAGUUAAAAGAACUUGUCCCAUAUUGGGAACAAAAACAAAAGGACGUUUUAGCCGCAAUCGUCAUGUCGCACUGUGUCGAGUUUCGGAUGAGAUUCGUGAUGCAGCUGCAGAGGUUUAUUAAUGUGGACAUGUUUGGAAAAUGCGCGCUUGUUAAGAAUCAUACGAAUAAAUGCCCCGGCCGCUACACACGCGACUGCCCAAUAAUAUCCGAAUAUCUAUUCUACAUCGUAAUAGAAAACACAAAAUGCCGCCAAUACAUAUCCGAAAAGGUUUUCCACCACGCAUACUCCAAAGGCGCCAUACCUAUCAUUAUGGGAGCACCUUUAAUAGACUGUAUUAAGCUUUUACCCCCUAACUCUUUUAUGCAUAUGGAUAACUUUGCUUCUGUUAAGCAUUUAGCUAAAGAAAUCUACGCUGUAAGUGAUAAUAUAACUAAAUUAUUGUCUUAUCACGCGUGGAGAAUUAAUUUUGAGACUGUGGAAGAGCACGGUUUUCUGGAAACUAGAUCUUUAGCUUUGUGUAGAAUCUGUGAAGCUUUAAAUUAUAAUAGUAAUGCUAGGAAAGUAUAUAGUAAAGAGGAUAUUAUGUUGUAUUUGGAUCCAGCUGUAUGUUGUUUCAGGAGUCCUUAG
Messenger RNA from Cydia strobilella, 960 nucleotides. Its product is annotated as alpha-(1,3)-fucosyltransferase 4-like. Gene Ontology annotation, cellular component: membrane. Gene Ontology annotation, molecular function: alpha-(1->3)-fucosyltransferase activity. Bases 1 to 960 code for a protein of 319 amino acids. NCBI's taxonomy places the organism in Eukaryota, Metazoa, Arthropoda, Insecta, Lepidoptera, Tortricidae. The transcript has 4 exons. The record is from RefSeq and is a predicted model, not a curated record.